Messenger RNA from Acyrthosiphon pisum (pea aphid), 1965 nucleotides. RefSeq lists its product as uncharacterized. The coding region runs from base 423 to 1703 and encodes 426 amino acids. The transcript is spliced from 4 exons. The record is from RefSeq and is a predicted model, not a curated record. Gene Ontology annotation, molecular function: protein binding. Lineage: Eukaryota; Metazoa; Arthropoda; Insecta; Hemiptera; Aphididae.
CCGUAUUCUAACGAAUUUGUGGAUUACGAUCAAACUAUCGCCACUGAAACAGUCUACAUUUUUCCAUUCUUUUUUUUUUGGCGAAUUUUUGGUCGAUGUUGUAAAAUGUGUUUUUGGGCUAUUUCAGAAAUAUUGUACCUUUGCUAUUUUAGGCGACCUUAACGCUCUCUAUUGACGGUACGCCGACUUACCUUUCUGGCAACCCUGGUCUACUAAGUACCUUGCCGUCUUGCCGUCAGACUGUCGGAGAAGCAGUCUCAGCACAGCACGCAGGCCGUCAGCACGCCUGUACGGCUGUACGCGAUAUUUCGCGUCUUCAAUAUAGUUUCAAAGAAUAAAAUCAGCGAACCAGCAGGCCAAUAUUAUUUUUUUACGUACUACUUCGGGAAAUUUCGUCAGGUAUAUUUUCCUGUUAAACAAAAAUGUUUUCUUUAACAAAGCUGGCAUACAACUGGUGCAAUGGGGAAGAAAGGUCGGUCUACAACGAGUUGGAAACGUUGGAAAUAAGCGUUAGGCCAUGUUGCCUACUGUUGAUACUCUACCUUAGGGCAGAAAAUGCUGACUAUGACGUUACCAAUGACGAUCAAAUGUUUAUUGCAGCCCAUCAAUCAAUCAGUGAAGAGGCCGCAACAAGUGGACACGUUCGGUGUUUGGCGUUUGCGGAAGGCCGCGGGUUCCCGUGGACACGUGCGAUAUGUGUCCUGUCCGCAGCCCAAGGACAGCUGGACUGUCUGCAAUACGCACGCGACCGUGGCUGUCCGUGGAAUGUUGAGGUGUGUAGUAAAGCCGCGGCCAAAGGUCAGCUGGCGUGCCUACGCUACGCUCACGAAAACGGCUGUCCGUGGGACUACACGACGUGCGAAGCGGCUGCGGCUGGUGGCCACCUCGACUGUCUACAGUACGCCCACGAAAACGGCUGUCCAUGGGAUUACAUAACGUGUGAGGUGGCCGCAGCUGGAGGCCACCUCGACUGUCUACGCUAUGCCCACGAAAACAGCUGUCUGUGGGACUACACAACGUGCGAAGCGGCUGUGGCUGGUGGCCACCUCGAUUGUCUACAGUACGCCCACGACAACGGAUGUCCGUGGGAUUACAUAACGUGUGAGGUGGCCGCAGCUGGAGACCACCUCGACUGUCUACAGUACGCCCACGAAAAUGGCUGUCUGUGGGCCUACCUGACGUGCGAGGCGGCUGCGGCUGGUGGCCACCUCGACUGUCUACAGUACGCCCAUGACAACGGAUGUCUGUGGAACUUCACGACGUGUGAGUCGGCUGCGGCUGGUGGUCACCUCGACUGUCUGCAGUACGCCCACGACAACGGGUGUCCGUGGGAUUACAUAACGUGCGAGGUGGCCGCAGCUGGAGGCCACCUCGACUGUCUACAGUACGCCCACGAAAACGGCUGCCUGUGGGCCAACACGACGUGCGAGGCGGCUGCGGCUGGUGGCCACCUCGACUGUCUACAGUACGCCCAUGACAACGGCUGCCUAUGGGCCAACACGACGUGCGAGGCGGCUGCGGCUGGUGGUCACCUCGACUGUCUGCAGUACGCCCACGACAACGGGUGUCCGUGGGAUUACAUAACGUGUGAGGUGGCCGCAGCUGGAGGCCACCUCGACUGUCUACAGUACGCCCAUGAUAACGGAUGUCUGAGUGAGGUGGCUGCGUCUGGAGGCCACUUCGACUGUCUUGAGUGGUGGUGACCAAGUACGGCCUGCGGGCGAAAUCUGGCCUCCCAAAGUAUUAUUAAGAGGACUUUACACCGACAUUUGUUUUCUCCGUCUUCCUAGUGUGUAACAUAUCAAAUUUUACGCUCAGCAAAUCACGUUUAGUUCCGUUAGUUUAAAAGUUUUGGAGUGAAUACACCUCUUAUAUACAAUUUAAAGGUAAGAUUAUUAUCUAGACAUUGUCAUAGACUAUUUAUUAUAUUUUAAUUUUAAAGCGAGCUAUAAGUAUUUACAAACU